CUGGCGCAAGAAACAAUAACCGUUAAUCCUGGGCCAUAAAGACACGAUUCCGAAAGAGAUUUACUAAACGGAAUUUCGCAAAGUAAACCGAGAAAACUAUCCUGCAGCUGCACUUUUUUCCAGAAACAAACCUUUUUUCGCUACCUGUUGCCAAAAAUCCGCGAGAAGCAAUGGCCGCAGGCUUUCGCCCGUACGCUGAGGACCCUUCUAACCUUACAAAUAGCGGGACUCCGGGAAUUAGCAUGUCAGUCGUCCCGAGAACGGAGCCACUAUACUUUCACCCGCAGACUGCCAUUCUGCCAACGGUCCAGUACUCCCAUCCGUACCACCACUAUCUGAGCCAAUUCGCCCCGACUUUCGUGCCAUACUAUUACCGCCUGCUCUCGCGUCCGAUAAUGAAGCAGGAGGAGAUGGACAUCGAGAACUACAUCAACUACGAGGUGGCCUCCCAGCAGACCAUGAUGCGUCAGAGGACCAUGAAGCCUCUGGGCCAACUGCAGAUUCAAAUGCCGCCACCAAUGAAGGCCAGCCUUCCGGCGAAGGUUCCCGUAAAGCCAGUGCCAGUCCGUCGGAGCUCUCCUCCGAAGCGUCGUAUUAUCAACGCCACACUGGUGGCCAUGGCCACUGCAUCAGGAGAAAUUAUAAACUUUGAACCGAAGGUGGAACCCCUGCCUCCCGUCGAGGAGUCCUUUAAGCAACAGGUGGCCAAGAUCCAGAAGAGUCAGAAUCACUAUGAACAGCUUUUUGGUCGCCUCACCUCCAUGCUGAAGACCCUGAAUCAGCGGUACGACAACAGCGCCCACGAUGUGCCUGCACCGCCUUUAAAGAGACCUCGCCACAUGUCCACCAGCUCCUCGGAAUCGCAUCUCCCGGACACCGCCGUAGGAAAAGAUGAGAAGGACUCACUGGUCCAGUAUCCCCAGCGAGUGCAGAAAGCGGAUGGAAGCACUGUGUAUGUGCUAGGUCCCAAUGGAACCCAGAUAACUGCUCAUCAAUAUGGGGAGGUCUUCUGGACCAACGCUCCAGUGGCUACAAGGUGCCUCCUUUGCGUGGUCUUCACUAGCGAUGAGUUGGCCACCCACACUCUCACAGGCAAACCCUCUCCGGCAUUUUAUGGCCGUGAAAGACCCCCGAAACUUCAGUUGGACCCACGCAAAGUGGACGACAUUGUUGUCUGUGUGACGAACCGAACGGGCGGAAAGGAGCGGGUGAUCCGGGCCACUAUCACCACCAAGUGCGCCGAUACAGCCAAGAAGUAUAAGCGAAGGGCCAAGAAGGCUCAAAAGGUCCCCAUCAAAGAGGAGUAUUAAAUAAGUUAAGGAUAACGAUUGGCUAGAUUAAAUCCAGCUAUGAUUAAACCUAAUAACUGCGCAAAGGAUCUUCGAACGACGCGCCAAAAAGGCGCAGAAAACAAAUGUAAAUAUUAUAAGUAGGUCCCUGCUAUAAAUAGCAUAUCAACUGUUUUAAAAUCUAGCUGUGAUUUAUUAAAAGAAGAACUAAUAAAGCGACCGUUUAAAGGCUUAA
Molecule: messenger RNA, 1524 nt
Organism: Drosophila ficusphila
Lineage: Eukaryota; Metazoa; Arthropoda; Insecta; Diptera; Drosophilidae
Gene: Elba2
Product: early boundary activity protein 2
Exons: 1
Coding region: 171-1310 (379 amino acids)
Biological process (GO): positive regulation of neuron differentiation; negative regulation of Notch signaling pathway
Cellular component (GO): nucleus
Molecular function (GO): DNA binding; transcription corepressor activity
Source: RefSeq, a predicted model, not a curated record